Closterium sp. Naga37s-1 is the source of this 564-nucleotide messenger RNA. The record is from the annotation of a GenBank genome assembly. NCBI's taxonomy places the organism in Eukaryota, Viridiplantae, Streptophyta, Zygnematophyceae, Desmidiales, Closteriaceae.
AUGUGCUUGAAGGUUCCGUCUUUUCAGCCGCUUUUGCCUUGCAGCACCCAGCGCGCACCUGCUGCUGCUCCUACUACUGUUCAUGUUGAUGCGGAGAAAAAAGUGAAGGAGGGAAAAGGGGAGAAAGCGGAUAACGGGGAAGGAGAGGAGGAGGAGGAGGAGGAGGAGGAGGAGGAGGAGGAGGAGGAGGAGGAGGAGGAGGAGGAGGAGGAGGAGGAGGAGGAGGAGGGGGAGGAGGGGGAGGAGGAGGAAGAGGGAGAGGAGGAACCCAAGCGGGUGCUUCUCUUUGUUGCAGGUCAGUUCAUUGCAGCAGCUGCCUCCGCCCGUGCUCUGUGUGCUUGUAGUCACGGCUCUAACCUGGCUGGCUGGACUGUUUGGGCAGUGGGAAAUCUGGUGGGCAGUGGGAAAUCUGGUGGGCAGUGGGAAAUCUGGUGGGCAGUGGGAAAUCUGGUGGAUGCCAAGGUGGAUGCCAAGGUGGAUGCUAAGGUCAUUCUAUUGUGCCUAGAGUGGUUUCCCAGCUUUCCUCAUGGGCCUUCGAGUUCUUGUGAUGGUGGUGGAGAUUAA